AUGAACUGUUAUUAGCACUGCAGCUGUCUAAAACGGCCAGCUGGUUGUGAUAACGAAGGCUGGACAAGAGAUUUUUAAAACGCAAAAUAAUGGCGUCGCGAAGCAAUUAGGAGCAAGUAAUUAGCCAGAGGAUGCUUCAUUACAGCUAACCACACUGUGUUAGCUGACAGUUUCGUCUAACGUUAGCUAGCUACCAGUAACGUUAGUGUCUUUUGUUUUUUUAUAACCAACGCUACGUUAACAUGAAAUUGUCACCGGAAUUAAGGCAGCAUUUUACCCGUGCCGUAUACACUGAAACAAUCGUAAGGAUACAACUUAUUUCCACAACUAUAACUCAGAGACAGAACUGAAUAGCCGCAAUAAAUAAGUUAAACAACGGUUAUCAUCAGUGUGGCGACAGUCGAUAGCAUUACUCGGUUAUCAGCCCACCUGCUGCUGCAGUGAUAUCUCUGGUUGUGGGACCUACAGCGAAACCGUAGACAAUGUCAGGCAGCGGGAAAGUCGUCCCGCACACCCCGCUGGCCGUAGACUUCUGGCAUAUUCGGAAGUGUCCAGGCACACGGCUGUUUUUCCUGUCCCACAUGCACAGCGACCACACGGUGGGUUUGACCUCUACCUGGAGCAACCGGCCCAUUUACUGCUCACCAACCACUGCCACCCUGCUCAGACUCAAGCUGCAGGUGAAAGAAAAGUGGAUCCAUCCAUUAGAGCUAGGUGAGCCAUACCUUCUGCCACUGGAUGACAUCGGCAAAGAGAGGCUGACGGUCACACUGAUAGAUGCCAACCACUGUCCAGGGGCUGUCAUGUUUCUCUUCGAGGGCUACUUUGGCUCCAUACUGUACACUGGUGACUUCAGAUAUACCCCCUCCAUGUUGCGUGAGCCGUGCUUGAGGACCAACACCACUAUAGAUAUCCUUUACCUGGACAACACCAACUGUGACCCCAACCGCACUCUCCCCUCCAGACAACGAGCCACUCAACAAAUCAAAGAAAUCAUCCGCGGCCACCCCAACCACAGUGUUGUCAUAGGCCUGUAUUCACUGGGAAAAGAGUCCCUGCUGCUGGAGCUGGCGAUGGAGUUUAAAACUUGGAUCGAGGUGAGCUUUGAGAGGAUGGAAACCCUCAGAGCCCUGGAGUUGCCCGACGUCUUCACCACUGACCCAGGAGCCGGUCGUAUCCGUGUCGUGGAGCAGUCGGCAAUCUGCUCUGCCACUGUACUCCAGUGGAACAAAGAACAACCCACUUUGGCCAUCUUACCUACCAGCAGGCCCCUGGUCUCUUUUCACCCCAAUGUCCAUGUGGUGCCCUACUCCGACCACUCCUCUUACCAAGAGCUGGAGGAUUUUGUCUCUGCACUUAAGCCUACCUCCGUUUUACCCAUUGUGGGAAACUACGUACCUGGAAGCCUCUCUGCCUUAGUGCCCAGCAGAAAGCGCCAUGAAAUCUUGGUGCCUGAGUCAGUCCGACACUACAUGUUGAGACAGCCUGAGAGCCAACUCAGAUCAUCAGCAUGCAGCAGCCUUCACCACAGACAGUUUCAGCCUCUUGCUCCCAAAGGGGUGAUAUUUGAGUCUCCUGUAAGGGGAUCCAGGAAGUCAUGUGAUGAAGCCUGGGGUGCAGAGUGCCAGGAGCAAGAUGCCUCUGAGGAAGACAUGGACACAGAAAGUAGUGAAAAAGACUCUGAGUGUAUCCUUAUUGACCUGAGCAAGGACCUCCUCCCUAACAGACGCAGAAGAGGGGCUAGAGACAUGUGGAGCCUCAACAUCGUCCAGACAGUGUCUAAAGAUGUGGCAGAAACGGAGCCACUCGGUCAACUCGCCCAGAGCGACUUUGCUCCAGUGGAGAUCCUGACAAACACCUGCUUGAAGCCUGUCAGGACCACAAGAAGGCCUUUUGAAGCAAAUACCAAAACAAUCAAUGAGACAUCAUCUAACGAUAACACUAAUCAGUGUAGCAGACAUGGAAGUGCUCAAAACAACCACACAUUGUUAGACAGUGAUAGCACGAGUCAGCACAGUGGACAUGGAAUUGAUCAGGACGUCGACAUGCCAAAUAUCAAUAACACGAGUUGGCAAAGCGGACAGGGAACCGAUCAGAAUGACAGCGUGACAUUAUUGCAGAGCAGCCUUGAUAACGAUUCCUGCACUUCAUCUGCCUCCUUGACCGAGCUGCGGCGUCAGUGUAUAGAGGAGCUCGAAAACAGUAUUUUGAAUGAUCUCCCCUUUACAGAGGAGGACUUUAAGACAUGGGGCCUCAUGCCGCAGAGCUUUGUGCAACAGUUUCCCCUCUGUCCUUUAUAUCAUGCUAAAGAGCAUGGCAUCUCAGAAAGUAAUGUGACCUGACAUUCAAGGUUGUUUUUUUUGCCCUUCUUUAGAGGCCUUUUGUGUGUAUGUGAAGAUAAAUACUUUAAAGCAACCUUCUAUAUAUAAUUGUCCUUCACUGUGCCUCCAUUUGUUGUGCGUGUGGUCUUGAGUUUAGAAAGGCAGGCUUGUUAUGAAAGGUUUCCGAGUUUGUCCUUGGACCUGUGAAGUAAUGACAAACCUGUGCCCUUACCUUUCGUCACUGUAGCCUCUUUCUCUUGGGUGUUUAAUGCAGGGCAGCUUUCUGCAGUUGAAACAUUAUAAUUUCUCACUGUGAUGGAAAAAACUGAUCAGUGACUUUUGCAUAAUGUAUCUGCACAUCAUGGUGUUUGUAAAGUCACAUUUUCACAAGAUAGACCAUUAAGUAAUAUAUGUAUAUUUUUUGCCUUGAGAACCAGCUGUCUUGAAACACUGGUUGCUUUGUUUUGCUUUUCACCCUUGAGCAGUUGAACACAACAGUCAGGAUUUUAGAGUGCUUUGAAAUAUCAGUUGGUGGAAGUUAUUGCUGCAAAGUGAGCCGAAAGCCAAAAUUCAAAUGAAUUCAGUUUUAGCCUAAAAGCUGAGAUGAAAUGGCCUUUUAUUUUUAAAGGUUACAUUUGAAAUCUUCGGGCUGGUUUCAGUUGCUUCUUUACUGAGAGAAGCGGUAUUAGAGAUUUAUAGUGGUUUUCGUGCCAUCUGUAUUUUGGCUGCGGUUUAGAGUCAAAGAGGUUGCUUCACUGCUACUUUACAAUAAAAUCAAAUUGAUGCUCAAUGUGAUCAUCUAUGUAACUGUAUGCCUGUCUGAGGUUUGUGAAGAUACACUUUAAAGUAUUUUUUCCCUAUAUGUUAUUCAGCAGCUGUGACACAGUGUUCUUUUAGUCCACUACUGCAUAUAAUGUGAAACAGCGCACAGCAGUUUCUUAUUAACAGUCAUAUUAUCUAACAAUCCAAGCAGAAUUGUUGAGGGGAAAACACUAAGUAUCUUAAAUUACAUGUGUAUUGAACAGCACUAUUUCUUCUGUUUGUAUUCCUACAGCAGCUUAAUGUUUGUUUCAUAGUUAGUUAUUUUCCUCAUAACCACCUUUGCCAUUAUGCCACCUUUGCUAUGAUACUUUCAGUGUGACACAAACCAGCAGCUGCUCUCUGGGGGAAUUCUGGUAAAUCUUACCUGUUGGACUACAACACUCAAUAACUCAGAUAUGUAAACAUUGUGAAGCAGCACCUUGCCUUUUUGUUGUUUUGUGGAAAAAAAAAAUAUACUUUUGGCUUUAUUUUAUUCAAACACCUAACAAAGACCCAUGUUCAAAUGUAAUGCACAUAAUUAUGUUUUUGUAUGUCUCUUGUGUAGUAAAGGACAUGGAAAUCCAAACUGUUCUAUAUUAACUGUAAUAUAUAUGUUUGACACAGGUUUCUGGUGUGUCAGCUGUUUCUUCAAUAAAUUACCAUU
Chelmon rostratus (copperband butterflyfish) is the source of this 3786-nucleotide messenger RNA. RefSeq names its product DNA cross-link repair 1B (gene dclre1b). Gene Ontology annotation, molecular function: damaged DNA binding; 5'-3' DNA exonuclease activity. The transcript has 4 exons. The record is from RefSeq and is a predicted model, not a curated record. Gene Ontology annotation, biological process: interstrand cross-link repair; double-strand break repair via nonhomologous end joining; protection from non-homologous end joining at telomere. The coding region runs from base 483 to 2342 and encodes 619 amino acids. NCBI's taxonomy places the organism in Eukaryota, Metazoa, Chordata, Actinopteri, Chaetodontiformes, Chaetodontidae.